GUCGCCGUACACGCCUCGGCAUCAGCAACAGGUCGUCGGUCUCUCGCGCGCGCUCGUACGUUCCUCUCAUUAAUAUCAGACGCGCCCGGCAAACGAUUCAGUCCCCACGUUGUGCCCGUAUACACGCGCGUGUGUGGUUAAAAUUUUUUGUUUAUAUUUAUGUGUAUGUGUGCCUGUGUAUUUAUUCUUUAGCAUAUUGUUCUUAAAAAUCAUUUACUCUUUUAAUUAUUAUUAUCGUCGUUAAACUCGCGCAAGACCGACACGUAUGGUAAUAACAUAAUCACAUCUAUAUUGUUUCACCGGAAAAUGUAAAGACGGACGACGAUUCGCGCGUUCACUCCGAGUUCAGUGCGAUCCGCUUUUUACGCGACAUCAUCGUAUUCAAAACACGACCGACUUACGCGGCUCAAAAUCGUCGUACACCCCUCCCCUCUAAUUACACAUCGUAAAUACCUACGUACAAUUGUGGUGGUUUGUCUCGUCCGUCGUUGUUCGCGAUUUUAUUUCGAUUUUUCUUUAUUUUUUUUUUUUUUUUUUAUCGUAAUUUGUUUUUGUGUUUUUGUGCUGUACACCAUCCGCGUAUAUCACUAAGCGUCGCACCGUUUUUCCACUCCUCGCGCUACCCCGUGCGAGAAAACGACAAACGAUCAUACGACAGACGCCGCGGGAAAACAUGACCAUGUCCUGCCAAGACAUGGACGCUUUGGGCAUAUACAUGGAGCUUAAGCUCGACCCGUUCAUCAACGACGACAUGAAGGACCUCUGGGAUUCGGAUUUGGACCAGGAUCUUGGAGAUGCGCUGAGGGCCACAGAAGACGCGUCCGAUUGGCUGAUCGGCGGAAACGGCCGGUCGAAUUCUCACGUGGUACUGCACGACCGUCUGAUGACCGACGCGCUGUUGGGCAAUGCCCCUAUCAAGGCCGAACACUCGUAUUGUACCACGCACGGGUCUAGCGAAUCGCUGGACGCUAUAGAUUUAGACGAAGAUAGCAGUCAGGAUGGAACUUGUAAGCUAACGUUUGAUGAAGUAAGAUGUGAUCGUACCGGUAAUAUCGAAAUGAUCAGUAUCAAAGAGGACACGGCUUCAGUAAAAGAUGAACCGAUGAGUGACCAAGAAUAUGUUGAGACUUCUUCUUGCCCACCAUCACCAUGUUCUGCGUCAGACGAUACGCCCAGACAUUAUGGAAAAGUACAGAAAACCAGUUAUAAUGAACCGACCACGGUUGUAUUGACCUCCAGAGCUUUCCUUAACCAACCGCAUAGAUUAAUCGUUCCGAAUUUCGGUCUGAAAAUGGAUGGCACAGGUUUUUCACUGCCACCUACGCCACCUUCGUCUACGUCAAGUGACAGUGAGGGCGGUAACGUAUCACCGCACCACCGGUCAUCGCCCACUCGGCGGUUGUUCCUGUCGUCAUCCACAUCGUCAGCCACCGCCUCCACCACCAUCACCAGCAGCCGACAGCCCAUACAGACACCUUUGAUCAGUUGUCAGCCAAAAGGAUCUACUGGCGCACUGACGCUCACCGAAGAAGAGAAACGCACCCUGCUAGCCGAAGGCUAUCCAAUACCCACUAGAUUGCCAUUGACCAAGGCCGAAGAGAAGUCGUUAAAAAAAAUCCGAAGAAAAAUUAAAAACAAGAUAUCGGCGCAAGAGAGUCGACGCAAGAAAAAAGAGUACAUGGAUACUUUGGAAAGAAAGGUGGAGAUUCUCGUCACCGAAAAUAGCGAAUACAAAAAGAAAAUUGUCAACCUCGAAGAGAGCAAUGGAUCUCUAGUCCAGCAACUACAAAAAUUGCAGAAAUUACUCGGACUGCAAGCAACCCAAAUCAGUCAACAACUGAAGACCAAAUAAUUAAGAACUCACUAAUGGGGUAAACUGUACAUAACGACCAAUGGUGCAAAAUACAAUAUGUUUAAGAGUUUUAGUUCAAUGUCGACAGCUAGUCCGUGAUAUUACUAAAUGCGCUUCGGCGAGUAUUCAUAUUUAACUAUAACACUACAUGUAUAUGAUGCGAGCAUUGAUUUAAACACCUAGACGAGAUACUCGCAAUGAUAUAAGAUAAAAUUUUUCGGCGUUCGGUCAAUAUUUUUAAAUACAGAAUUUUGAGUCACGUCUAGUAGAAAUUAUGAAAUAAUAUAAAAUGUAAAUUUCAUUUAUACCUAUCUAUAAACGAUAAACGUAUUAUUAUAUUCUGUAGGAAAAAAAUGACUGAUGAAAAUAAACACCAAUUAUCGGAUAAAAGUGAUGUUUUUGAUGCGCAUAAGUGUAUCAUAAUAAAUCAAAAAUAAUUAACUUUUAAUCUCAUUAUUACUCGUUGUAAGUGCCAAAAUUAUAAUUAUAUAUAAUAUAUAUAUAUUUUUUUUUAAUCGCUUGUAUAUUUGUGCCUGUCACAUGUACAUGCUUACAGACGUUAUAUUUUGUCUAUGUUAUAUA
This is a messenger RNA of Melanaphis sacchari, 2434 nucleotides long. Its product is annotated as cyclic AMP response element-binding protein A-like. The record is from RefSeq and is a predicted model, not a curated record. The transcript has 8 exons. Gene Ontology annotation, molecular function: DNA-binding transcription factor activity, RNA polymerase II-specific; cAMP response element binding. Gene Ontology annotation, biological process: regulation of transcription by RNA polymerase II. Bases 674 to 1852 code for a protein of 392 amino acids. Lineage: Eukaryota; Metazoa; Arthropoda; Insecta; Hemiptera; Aphididae.